Messenger RNA from Batrachochytrium dendrobatidis JAM81, 540 nucleotides. RefSeq lists its product as uncharacterized. Gene Ontology annotation, molecular function: DNA binding; endonuclease activity. Gene Ontology annotation, biological process: DNA restriction-modification system. NCBI's taxonomy places the organism in Eukaryota, Fungi, Chytridiomycota, Chytridiomycetes, Rhizophydiales. The record is from RefSeq and is a predicted model, not a curated record. Gene Ontology annotation, cellular component: mitochondrion. Bases 1 to 540 code for a protein of 179 amino acids. The transcript has a single exon.
AUGUUGAUUCGAACAAAGCAUAAUGAUCUAGAUCCACCAGUGGAAACAGCAGAAUCACUAGCAGCCAUUAGCAUGCUUCACUUGGGAACUCAUUAUGAACUCCAAUCCAUGCGCACACUAGAGACGUUGGGCAUACAGUUGCGACGAGUCGGUGGUUCUAAUGAUCGAGGAGUCGACUUGCGAGGACAGUGGAUCCUUCCAACUAGUACUGCAUCGGACAGUCAUCGCACUAUACCAGUGGUUGUUCAGUGCAAAGCAGAGAAAAAACCACUUGGACCCAGCAAAGUACGAGAGCUACAAGGGACGUUAUUGGGAGAGUUUGAUUCAACUAUUGCAAUAUUGGUUUCGUUGUCCGGAUUUACCAGUCAGGCAUAUGCAGCAGCUGAACGAGCACAAAAGAUUUGUAUGGUGGAGAUUGGCUUGCAUGGUGGAUGCAAAUCGUUUUGGAUUGGACGCAAAGCAUCUCAGUUGUUGGGUGGAGUAUCGGUCGUCAAGAGUUUCAAUGGCAACAUUACUGUAGUAAUGCCGCCUACUUUAUAG